Cryptomeria japonica (Japanese cedar) is the source of this 522-nucleotide messenger RNA. RefSeq lists its product as uncharacterized. NCBI's taxonomy places the organism in Eukaryota, Viridiplantae, Streptophyta, Pinopsida, Cupressales, Cupressaceae. The transcript has a single exon. The coding region runs from base 1 to 522 and encodes 173 amino acids. The record is from RefSeq and is a predicted model, not a curated record. Gene Ontology annotation, molecular function: RNA-DNA hybrid ribonuclease activity; nucleic acid binding.
AUGGCUUUUAAAAAUAAGAGAAUUGUGGCCAGUUGGGUUCCUCCUCCUUCAGGUCAUUUCAAACUCCAUUUUGAUGGUGCUUCUAGGGGGAAUCCUGGUAUGUCUAGAGCUGGGAUGGCCAUUUUUGAUCAUAAUGCAGUCCUAAUUGCUGCUCAAUGUCAUGCUCUUGGGUCUCAAUCAAACAAUUUUGCUGAAUGUCAAGCUUUGUCACUUGGGAUUGAUUUGGCUAUUUCCCUUGGGAUCAAACAUCUUUCCAUCCAAGGGGAUUCAAUGGUUGUUAUUCAAAGUGUGUUGAACUGCAAAAGUAAUUGUUGGCAUUUAAAGCCCUUAAUUGAUCACAUUUUGGAGAAAUUAUCCUUCUUUGAUACUUAUGUAUUAUCUCAUUGUUUUCGAGAGACAAAUAAACUGGCAGAUUUUCUAGCUAAUUUGGCUAUUGACUCAGCUGCUAUUCAUAAUAAUGUAGCUAUUGGCGACAUUCCUCAUGUCCUCCUCUCCGGGUAUAUGCCACAUCCCAAAGAUUAA